Molecule: messenger RNA, 618 nt
Organism: Haemonchus placei
Lineage: Eukaryota; Metazoa; Nematoda; Chromadorea; Rhabditida; Trichostrongylidae
Source: the annotation of a GenBank genome assembly
AUGCCGGCUUUGGUAAUCUGUAAUCGAAUGCCGUUUUCACAGGACGGAGUUAAUUCCGUCAACGCAGCUAUCAGACAGGACCAACCAAUGCGGUAUCUUCUGCAGUGGACGAAUCCAUCGUUGAUGGAAGAAGCCGAUUUCAUGCCUAUGUCUCAGAGAUAUAUGGAACAAGGCCAAACUGCUCUCUUCCAGUACAUGCCACAGAAUGUUCGGAAUCAAACGAUCGAUCAAAUGGAAUACAAGUGUCAGAGUAUGAUCAACAGCUGCACCUAUCAGGGAAUGGACAUUCAAGCUUUUGAUUGCUGUCGGAAUGUUCUAUACAAGCUGCCAACAACAAAGGGUUUAUGCUGGAUGUUCUACGAUCGGUUACUCACACAGAAUUCAUCGUCACCACUGCAUCAGUUCGCCAUAACAUUCCAGAUGACGCGAAACUCUUGGUAUUCCGAGCAAACGAUGCCAGUCCAUCCAGGAGUUGACGUCUAUUUGAAGAAAAACGCUGAUGACAUUGUCGACUUGAUAGGACAACUCGAAAAUCCCCUACGAUUAUUGGAUAAGAGAGGAAUGCGCGUAAGGAUGCACAAGGAGGUCCGAAUAGCCGAUACUUUCAAUUUUUAUUGA